UCCCUCCAAGAGGCCAAGUAUGAGGGUUCCCGCCUUAACGAGCUUGCACUGAAGCACAUGGAGGCGAGACGGCUUGACCUCGAGAAGUUGAAGAGAGAGAGGCAGGCUGCAAGUGAGCUCCGGUCAAAGGUGGAUGAACAGGAGAAGACAAUUGCCGCUCAUCAAGAGGAGGUGGCCACCCUGGUUGCUCGUGCCGGAGCCCUCUACGAAGAGGGACAAUUUGACAUGCAGCAAUGCAUCUACGGGGCAGUCCAGAGUGGUCUCCCAGAGAACCGCACUUUGGAUGAUUUCAUCUCCUACUAUGGAGUUGUCUUUAUUGAUCUUACUAUUUCUGAUUCUUCUUUGUUGGCAUUCCCUUCACUUGGGUCCCCAACGCCUGAACUUUCUUCUGGGUCUUCUCUUGCCUCUGAACAAUCGGUGACUUCUCCCUUACCUAGGGAGGAGAAUCACCCUCAUCAUCCCCCACGGGUAUCCGGGGAUAUUCUCCCGAGUUCCGGCAUGCUUUCAAACGGGGCCAGGACGGAGGUACCUUCUCACUGUCCUGGCACGUCCCGUCCGCAAAAGAGACGCAAUCCUCACUCAGGAGCUUCCCGGUUGGUCUCUGGGCAAUCAACUGCCUGUCCAUCACUUUCCGGCUUCUUCGCCAUGGCAAGUAAGUCCGAGGGCAAAGUCGUCAUCGACUCAACCCUCUCUGGGACGUCUUCUCCUCCAGGUGAUGAGUUUUCCGUCUCUUCGGCCCAGUCCAACGACAUGGCCGGGAUAAGCCCCGGCGAGUUCUUGAGACUUUAUCCGGCGCCUCGCCUUCCUGCUCCAUCCCCUCCUAGUCCACCCAGGCUUCCCUCCGGGGAGAUAGACUGCGACUCCAUGACCCUCCAAGACUUUGCCUUCUACCAGAGGAUGUGCAGGACUAAACUUGGACGUUCCCCGCUAACUGUUGAGGCGGAACCUUCCUGUGAAAGCCGGACUGCUACUCCAAACCUGCUGAAGCCUUUCAACAAUGGUUCUUCAUUGAAGGGAGCAGCCCCCCGUCCUGGGUCAUGGGAAGAUUAUGACAUAUGGGAAACCACUAAUUCAUCAACGUGCCCCGCGUCAAAGAGAAGGAGCCCAUGGAAGGGUCCCCCACCUCCUUCUUGUUGACUGCAUGGAUGCAAUAGGCCCUCCUUCAGCUCCUAGCCACCUGCAGAUUAAUAUUCCUUUCCUGGUUUUGUAUCAAGGGACUUUCACUUGUUUGGUCCAGGGGUUGUCCCCACAUCCCAAACUAAGGAAUAUUCCUUAAUUUUGAAGUAGGAAUCAUUGCUGUAAUUCAAAUACAUACCCUCCGAAUUAGCAAUCAAUGAACUCCCUUAAU
Molecule: messenger RNA, 1348 nt
Organism: Cuscuta campestris
Lineage: Eukaryota; Viridiplantae; Streptophyta; Magnoliopsida; Solanales; Convolvulaceae
Source: the annotation of a GenBank genome assembly